CUGAAUGGCCGAACUAUAGUGAUUUUGUCUAUGGAAUAACAUUGUUUUUUAAUUGAGUGACUUUUGAACGGAACAUUUUUAAAAGGAAAAACAAAAUCAAAUCAACGAAAGGAAAGCAACGAACUAUGAAUUUGCUUCGGAUAAUGACAGAAAAAUGAGUGGAGAUGACACUUCAAACAUAACACAGACGCUGACGAAUUUAUUUGAAGAGAUGUUACUUGAAACAGAGAUGACUGGUGAGAACAGAACUAAUGUGGACUUCUCCCAGUUUCUAUCAGCUUUGAGGGAGCAGACGACCAAGAACAGUUCCCAUGAGUCUCUGGAGUUCGGAGCUCUGGUGAAGCUGGUGGAUGGUUGGAGGACCCGGCUUAACCUGACGAGAACUAGUGAACCGGCUUGCACCUACUGUGAGGGGAACUUCAGAGAUGUGAUCUUGGCUUAUAACAGUAUACAUGGAUAUUUGAGCCUCAUUGUAUGUUUCUUCGGCAGCCUAGCGAAUGCCUUGAACGUGGCAGUGCUGACGAGACGAGACCUAGCCGCAGCCCCUAUCAACCGUCUGCUGAAGUGGCUGGCAGUGGCUGAUGUAUUCGUCAUGCUGGAGUACGUGCCCUUCGCUAUAUAUAAGUACCUGAUAUUACCUGGGCAGCGUGAGAUGCCGUACAAAUGGGCAGCCUACCUACUGUUCCACAUGCACUUCGCUCAGAUCUUCCACACGGCAUCAAUAUGUCUCACGCUGUCACUCGCUGUUUGGAGAUAUGUCGCUAUCAAAUACUCGGACAAAAACCACAUCUUAUGUACAGAAAGGCGAUGUAGCACGGCAAUACUCAGCAGCUUUAUAUUACCGCCUAUAUUGUGCAUACCCACAUACAUGGUAUUCGACAUCCACACGGCCAUUGUACUAGAGCCAUCAGGACUCAUGAUACUCUAUCACGUAGACUCUGACGAAGAAGGCCAGCUGUACCAAAUCAACUUCUGGGUCCACGCGGUCGUCAUCAAGCUGUUACCCUGCCUCAUACUAACAGUCAUCAGCUUAUGGCUGAUACGAGAAGUCUACAGCGCAAAUCAACACCAGAAGAAAAUACGAGUUUACAACAAAUGUCCUACAAAUAAUAAAGCAGUGAAAAGACAGUACAAAGCUGACAGAAGAACGAAUAGAACUACAAAGAUGUUAGUAGCAGUUCUAUUACUGUUCUUAGUAACAGAACUCCCUCAAGGGAUUUUGGGUCUUCUCAGUGGGUUAUUGGGAAGGUGCUUCUUCAAGCGCUGCUAUGAUCUAUUUGGGGAACUUAUGGAUGCUUUAGCGCUGUUGAAUGGAGCCAUCAACUUCGUGCUGUACUGCUCUAUGUCGAGGCAGUUCCGAAUGACCUUCGGGCAGAUGAUGUGGCGAGCGCACCUGCACCGGUGGCCCCCACCAACUGGAUCGCAAUCUGACGGACAGAACACGGCGAAAUCGUCGGUACCCUGAGGAAGGCUUGUACAAGAGAAACAUGCAAAUGUGUUACAACAUUUUUUGUAAAUAAAAGUAUUAAAAUACGGCCAUAAUUAAUAUCGAAUUUUAUUAGUAAGCAAAGAAUUUUUAAUUCGGCUUUUAGUGUAAUUUGUAUAAAUGAGAAUUGAACUUUUCCAGGGCUGUAUUUUGGAUCUUUGAAAAGUUGCAUCAUCCAGUCUUGUCGAUUGAUAG
Molecule: messenger RNA, 1681 nt
Organism: Helicoverpa zea (corn earworm)
Lineage: Eukaryota; Metazoa; Arthropoda; Insecta; Lepidoptera; Noctuidae
Gene: NGR-A3
Product: G-protein coupled receptor dmsr-1-like
Exons: 7
Coding region: 155-1465 (436 amino acids)
Biological process (GO): G protein-coupled receptor signaling pathway
Cellular component (GO): membrane
Molecular function (GO): G protein-coupled peptide receptor activity
Source: RefSeq, a predicted model, not a curated record